Molecule: messenger RNA, 870 nt
Organism: Rotaria sp. Silwood2
Lineage: Eukaryota; Metazoa; Rotifera; Eurotatoria; Philodinida; Philodinidae
Source: the annotation of a GenBank genome assembly
AUGAAUCUUUCACCAUUACAAUUAGAUACAAAUUGUUUCAAUAAUACAUCUCAUUAUCAUCCUUCUUAUUACAAUAAUAAUCUAUCAAGUUGGUCAUCAUCAUCAUCUUUACUUUGUCCAUCGACAACAAUGAAUUAUCAAACAUCAUCUGUACCAUCUGCUCUUCAACCUAUUGAAAAUUAUUGUUCAAUUGAAACAUUUUAUCCAUCCAAUUCUGAACCAAUAGCAUCAUCAUCCGAAAUGUCUUUUUAUUCUUCAUCAUCACAAUAUUCAUCGGCUCCUAUUCUUCCUUCAUCUCAUAUUUAUUCAUCUGAUGAUUUUAUUACUCCAUCAUCAACAACAAUGAUGUUACCACAAAAUCGUGCUAAUUAUACACGUCAUCAACUUGUUAUGCUUAAUGAAAUAUUUAAAAAACAUAAAUAUCCAAAUAGUUUACAAAAAACACUUAUUGCGAAAUAUAUUGGUGUCUCACGUGAUCAAAUACGUAUAUGGUUUCAAAAUAAACGUCGAAAAGUACAAUUAAUUAAUAAAGGUCAAGCUAAACAAACUAAAACUGAUAUUGAAUGUGAAUAUGGUGAAUAUCGACGACAUUUACCAAAACAUUUUCUUGAUGAUCUUUUUCAAGAAUUAUAUAAAGCUCGUGGUGCACCUGCACGUUUACCUGUUAAACGUGAUAAUAAUUCUAAAAUGAAUAAUAUUGAACAAGAACAAGAACAACAGCAACAUAUUUUAUAUUAUCCACCAACAAUGAAUUCAACUUAUUAUUAUCAAACAAAUAAUUUAAUUGAACAUGAUGAUUCAUCACAUGAACAGAAUGAUGAACAAUAUUUAACGAAUUAUGCUCAUCAUAUAUAUUCAGAUCGUUUAUAA